Elephantulus edwardii (Cape elephant shrew) is the source of this 298-nucleotide messenger RNA. RefSeq names its product chromatin complexes subunit BAP18-like. The record is from RefSeq and is a predicted model, not a curated record. The coding region runs from base 56 to 298 and encodes 80 amino acids. Lineage: Eukaryota; Metazoa; Chordata; Mammalia; Macroscelidea; Macroscelididae. The transcript is spliced from 2 exons. Gene Ontology annotation, cellular component: NURF complex; MLL1 complex.
GUCCCGGCUCGCGUGGCGGCGGCGGCAGCUUCUCCGUGAGGAGGCGCACGGGGCCAUGCCGUCAGGGUCCACCAAGGUCGGAGAGAUCUUCUCGGCGGCCGGCGCCGCCUUCACGAAGCUCAGGGAGCUGACGAUGCAGCUGCAUCCCGUGGCCGACUCUUCGCCCGCGGGUGCGAAGUGGACGGAGACGGAAAUAGAGAUGCUGAGGGCUGCUGUGAAGCUAUUUGGGGACGAUCUUAAUCACAUCAGCUGUGUCAUCAAGGAACGGACAGUGGCUCGGAUAAAGGUCUUCAAAUAG